GCUCGCGGGCACUGGCCCCUUCAGAGGGUCUCGCGGAAGGAUGGCCAGCCCCUCCGACAGCAGCUGUUUGCGUGACUUUGGCAGUGUGUCUCGGACCCGGUACCAUGGCGUCUGGCGAGGAGGACGGAGCCGUCGAGGAGAAAGAAACCAACAACAAGAAGCGGACGAAAGGCGCCAUCGCCACGGCAUGGCUCACCUUCUACAACAUCGCCAUGACCGCCGGGUGGCUGGUACUGGCUGUUGCAAUGGUCCGGUUUUAUUUUCACAAAGGCACUCAUAAAGGAUUGUACAAAACUAUUGCAAGAACACUGAAGUUUUUCCAGACCUUCGCAUUACUGGAGAUUGGACACUGUGCAAUCGGAAUUGUUCGGACAUCUGUGAUUGUGACUGGUGUCCAAGUGUCCUCUCGUAUAUUCAUGGUUUGGUUCAUCACGAACAGCAUAAGACAGAUUCAGAAUGAAGAUAGCGUGGUUUUGUUUGUAGUCGUGUGGACGCUUACAGAGAUCACCCGUUACUCUUUCUACACCUUCAAGCUUCUCAAUCAUCUGCCAUACUUCAUCAAGUGGGCCAGAUAUAACUUGUUCAUUGUCAUGUAUCCUCUGGGCGUGAUCGGUGAGCUGAUGACAAUAUACGGAGCGUUACCGUAUGUCCGGCGGUCGGGCAUGUACUCGCUGAGACUCCCUAACAAAUACAACGUGUCCUUCGACUAUUACUACUUUCUCAUCAUCGUCAUGCUCUCGUACAUCCCACUGUUUCCUCAGCUGUUCCUGCACAUGCUGCGUCAGAGGAGGAGAGUCCUUCACGGAGAAGUCAUAGUAGAGAAAGAUGAAUAACAAACAAAUGUCCAUCAACUCAUCCAUCACUCAACGUUUAAUAUACGCAUGCUGCGUUCCUGGAGCGAGGAACAUCUGAAAAUACAAAUCAAUCCUGUAAUGGUUAAAGCUACAAUUCAGUUUUCUUCGAGCAGAACCUCACCUCAAGUAAAACGCAAAACAUCACGUCCCUUUACAUUUCACAAGGACGAAUUCCAACCAACAUCAAAGGAUUUAGAUCAACCAAACCAGGAUUUCCACUCUCAUCUAUUGCAAACAAGACCUUUGUGAACUGGAUUUAAUUCCAAACGAUUAUUACCAAUGCUCUGCGGCAUUACAGAAAUACUACAGUAAACCACCGCACAAACUGCAGGCCAUCUCUCUUUUCUUCGCUUAGAUGUUAUUGGCUUAUGACAAAGGGGUGGAUCACCCAAAAAUAAAAUCAUCAUUUAUUCAUCCUCAUGUCAUUGUAAACCUGUUCGUCUUUCUUUCCUCUGCAGAACACAAAAGAAGAUAUUUAGAAGAACGUCGAUAGCCAAACAACAUUAAACUCCAUUGAUCUCCAUUGUAUGAACACAAAACUAAAUUUAUAAAAAUAUUUUCUGUUGUGUUCCACAGAAGAAAGAGUCAUAUACAGGUUUUAAAUGACAUAUGGGCGAAUAAAUUAUGACAGAAUUUAAUUUUUAGACGAACAAUCCCUUUAAUCUUUCUGUACCCAUCGGAGAAGUGAGGAUGGAAGUAUGAAGGAUGUUGCUGUUUCGCCACAAUAGCAACACUUCUAACUAGCAACGUUAGGAUUUUUUACCACUACACUCUUAAAAAUAAAGGUGCUUAAAAGGGCUUUCACAGCAAUGCCAUAGAAGAACAAUUUCUGGUUCCACAAAGAACCAUUCAGCCGAAGGUUAUUUAAAGAACCAUCUCUUUCUUAAUCUUUUAUCAUCUGAAAAAACUUUUUUCAAAGAACCUUUUUAUGAAGCAGAAAGGUUCUUCAGAUGUUAAAAUGUUCUUUAUGACAUUGAAGAACCUUUAGCAGCACCUUUUUUAAGAGUGUAGGCUAUUUCUUUGAACAUGCUUUCGUUCAUAAGGAACAGAGACGAGGUAAAGAAAAAAGAUCGCAAGUUAUUAAACAAUUAUCAUAGCAUCAUCUAUUUAUGUCACGUCAAAGAUGUUUUUAUGAUAAUGGGCAAAGUUUUCAAAAAUCUUAAGUGUGAGAAAUAAAAACUUUAGAAUAUCUAAACUGAUCAUGUGCACGAAGGGUUUUGUUUUUGAACGUAACAUUGUAUCUUAAGCAGGUAUGACACAAAGAAGAUUCCAGAUAUUUAAACACAAAAUCACCAAAUCACCCAAUAAAAGUUAAACUAAAAACAUGUAAUAUCUAAUGUUUCUCAGUCUCCUCCGCCAUCUUUUAUUUUUAAUAUUCAUGAGGAGCGGGAGUCUGGUCCAAUGAGAUUUCCCAGUAGGCGUGGUCACAGAAACCAAACGUUUGACAAAACACAACCAAACCUGAACGCAGAAUGUGUCACGGCCUGUUGGGACACACUGUACGGAUUCAAAACAAAAGGGAAAAAAUGUUGCAACUUCCUGAAAUAUUUUUUACACUUUAUUCUGCACUUUGAUUAUUUUUGCUGCUUCAAUGUUUACAAGGCAAACUAGAUGAAGUCAACAGGUGAAGUUUGUACAGGUAGUUCAUUAGAAAUCACGCGGUUAGCUGAAUCCAGGACUCGAUUGACCUAGACUGAUGAAAUAUUUCUGUGUUGUGUUGUGUUGUGUUGUGUUAUUUUUGUAAGAAACUUGACGGUGCUACAUCAUUUGAAUCUUCUGUGCAGCUGAGGAGAGACAGAGAUGUUUGAGGCUGGUGAAACCAUACAAAUGUGAAGACUUCAAAUGCACAUUUUCAUGUCAUUUAAUAUCUGGCAAUUGUACGGACUGAAUAAAAGUUUUGUUAUGAAUGAAAGAAACAAUAAAAGUGAGAAGACAACAUAUAACAUACUACUAGUAAUUUUGUCGCUCAUCUGUCGUUUGAACCACGUUGUUUCAACAAGAAGUUGAUGACGUCACACAGGUGGUGGAGUAAUAACGUCUUUGAAUUAGUCCGUUUAGAUUGAUUAAAUGUUAUAUUAUUGCUGUAAAUACCGUACACUGCAUCUGAAAACUAUUUUUGUUAUCGUAUUUUUACUCUUUGCUGUUUUAUUUCACAAUAUUACAUUAAUU
This is a messenger RNA of Triplophysa dalaica, 3023 nucleotides long. RefSeq names its product 3-hydroxyacyl-CoA dehydratase 1 (gene hacd1). Gene Ontology annotation, molecular function: 3-hydroxyacyl-CoA dehydratase activity. The record is from RefSeq and is a predicted model, not a curated record. NCBI's taxonomy places the organism in Eukaryota, Metazoa, Chordata, Actinopteri, Cypriniformes, Nemacheilidae. Gene Ontology annotation, biological process: fatty acid elongation; sphingolipid biosynthetic process; very long-chain fatty acid biosynthetic process. Bases 105 to 833 code for a protein of 242 amino acids. The transcript has 7 exons. Gene Ontology annotation, cellular component: endoplasmic reticulum membrane.